Aspergillus pseudotamarii is the source of this 1779-nucleotide messenger RNA. Its product is annotated as 4-coumarate-CoA ligase 1. The record is from RefSeq and is a predicted model, not a curated record. Gene Ontology annotation, biological process: secondary metabolic process. Gene Ontology annotation, molecular function: CoA-ligase activity. Lineage: Eukaryota; Fungi; Ascomycota; Eurotiomycetes; Eurotiales; Aspergillaceae. The transcript is spliced from 6 exons. Bases 1 to 1779 code for a protein of 592 amino acids.
AUGCAGACCCCAAAGAUAUCGUCGUACGUGAAAUCGAGGUGGCAAGCUUCAGUCCCCCGUUGCUCUUUACCACGUUUUGUGUUCGGUUCUCCUCAGGAUGAGAUGCCCAACCAAAAGAAGUUGAUCAUUGACACUGCUCGCCCCGAAGAUCGAUCCCUAUCUUUAGCCGAAUACCGCAGUCUAUCUGUUCGUAUAGCUGUGGGUCUUCAACGGCUGAGAGGGCAACCUAAGGAUCGAGUUUUGUGUCUUUCGGGCAAUUGUGUAAGCUAUGCGGCUCUCUUAAUGGGAACGAUUAUGGCUGGGUGCAUUUUUGUGCCCGGUCAACCUGGUUAUGGUGACCGAGAGUUGGAGAAUUUACUCAUCGUUGCAAAGCCCUCGGUCAUCCUGACACAGCGGGUACACGCUGAUGCUCUACUGCGAGCUGCCAGAACAACCUCCUCUCUGGCUCUAGCUCGGCACGCUAUCUUCAUCUUUGACGAUAAUAUCCUCGAUGCUACAGGUGAACCUUACUUGGGAAUCCCCCACUGGCAGGACAUGGUAGGGUCUCCCGCCGAGAAUGAUUGGGAAUAUCCAGAUAUCCAAUCUCCUCAAGAGUACCACAGCACAAUUGUGAUCAUGUUCACCUCGGGUACCACUGGAAAGCCGAAAGGUGUGGAAAUCUCGCACUGUAACUACAUUUCAGCUGCCAUCAGUUAUAUGCAGCGAGUUUCUCGCCAUCCCGACUGGCAACAGGCCGCUCAAGAUACCGAGAAUCCUGCUCUAAUCCGUGUCUUGGGCGCACUUGGAAUGCACCAUAUUCUUGGCCAACGAUCCUAUAGUGUCAUAUUUCCCAAGCUUGGUGUCCCACUAUAUUUGUUGUGUCAGCCCAAUUCGAAAAACAUAUUGCAUGCUGUGGAGAGAUUCAACAUCACCGAUGCGAUCGUCCGAAGCUCAAUACUUACUGAAAUCGCAAAGAUCCCUCAUCUGAAGAGCCUCAUGGGCAGUUUGGGCUCUUUAAAAAGGGUGGAAGCGUGCGCUGCGCCAAUGCCGGAAUCAACCAAAACAAUUCUGGAGGACCUAGGGAUCGACCGCGUCACCCGAGUAUGGGGUUUGACUGAGCUCGGGUUGAUCACCGGUCACGAUAUGAACUGUUCUUCAACAUCCCACUCCGUGGGAGAACUACAUGCCAACUAUGAGGGCAAGGUGACCAACACCAGUAAUCCUAGCCAGAUUGUUCAUCGAAGUACCAUUGGCGAUAUCUGGAUCCGUGCCCCAAGCUGCAGCGUUGGGUAUUAUGAAAAUGCCGAGGCCACUCAGGACGCACAUGGGGCUGAUGGGUGGUUUCAAACAGGGGAUGUAGGAUAUGUUGAUGAAGGGGGACAGUGGUAUAUCGUGGAUCGUAAAAAGGAUCUAAUUAAAGUAAAUGGCAACCAUGUUGCACCGACGGAACUGGAAGCAGUUCUGCUCCGACAUCCGGAAAUUGUCGAUGUUGGGAUUAUAGGGGUCGCUGUAAACCAAGAUGAAGGACCCCGAGCCUAUAUUGAGACUACUACCCACUCUGUCCUAUCCUCCACCGAUAUCCACCAGUUCAUGGUCGACAAAGUAGCCCCGUAUAAGUAUCUCUCCGGGGGUGUUUCAUUCAUUCCUAGAAUUCCACGGAAUGUAAAUGGUAAAAUCCUACGUGCAGAGCUGCGAGAGUUGGCCAAAAAGGAACUUGGGGGAUCCAAGGGUCACUACCACGGAUGGCUUGUAUUCUGUGCCAGGUCGCGAACGAGUUGGCAGGGUUAUCACCUGCAUUGA